AGUUUCAAUUACUCCCUUCUUUUGAGUAGAUGCAACAAAUUAUGUAAAACAUUGUUGAAGGGUAUAGCAUAAAUACUUUGAAUGAAAUAAGCCGCAGCUUUUGAAGUUGUUUUACUAGAUAAAACAUUAAGAUAUAGUUUGGAGAGCUGUUGAAAUUUCGUUUCAAAAAAAUGAAAACUGAUUUUGGCGAUAUACAGUCUCCUGAAGACCGAUAUGAAAUCAGCGACGUCGUUGGAUGCGGCGUCUAUGGCAAAAUCUACUUUGCCAUUGAUCUGCAAGCGAAUAAAAAGAAAGUUGCUAUUAAAUGCCAGAAAUAUGAAACUGGUUGUAAAGAAUUUGUUGAAGAAGAAUACAAAAUUUUGAGGGAUUUCAGUAGUCAUGCGAAUAUUGUUGACUUCUACGGAAUUUUUAAAAAAUCGAACGAAAUUUGGUUUGCUUUAGAGCCAUGUGAAGGAGGCUCUGUUAUUGACUUGGUGAAUCGUUUAUUUGCAAAAAACCGAAGAAUGGUCGAAGAACAUAUUGCUUAUGUCAUCAAGGAGACUGUUAGAGGAUUAGUUUUCCUCCACGAAAAUAAAAUAAUUCACCGAGAUGUUAAAGGAAGUAAUAUACUACUUACAAAAGAGGGAGAAGUGAAACUCUGCGACUUUGGACUUUCAAAAAUACGCAAUGAAGCUGAUGAGAUGCUGUCUGUUAUUUUGGGUUCACCAAGCUGGAUGGCACCGGAACUAGUUAAUUUAGGAAAUAAGAAUAGAGACUCUGGUUAUAAUGAUAAAAUUGAUGUAUGGUCACUUGGUAUUACAACCAUAGAAUUAGCCGAAGGUAAAGCACCUUAUCAAGGAAUGAAUCCAUCUAGAACCUUAUUUCAGAUAGUAUCAAAUCCACCUCCUACUUUAAAAAAAGUUUCGAAUUGGACAGAAAAUUUUCACGAUUUUAUCAGCGAGUGCUUGAUUAAAGAUUUUGAAAACAGACCCUGCAUGAUGGAGUUGCUCGAACAUCCUUUCUUAGGAGAAGUUCCAGAAAAUAAUUACCAUUUAGCAAUGGAAAUUAAAAGCUUGAUUUUGGAUGUGGCGAAUGUAAAGCUUCCUAUAGGACCUGCAGACGUAGUGGUUCAUGGUAAAUAUAUCAAAAAAGACAUAGAUGGAGAUAUCGAACCGAUUUACGAAGAAGAUUUAGCAGCGUUGAACCCGAUAUCGGAACGAGAUAUAUUGGAAUUACUAGAAAAACGUGUGGAAUUGGGAGAAUAUUAUACUUAUAUUGGUGAUAUUCUACUAUCACUAAAUCCAAAUGAAACUAAAAGAAUAUAUGGCACAGAGUUUCACGAGAAAUAUCAAUUUAAAUCAAGAUCUGAUAAUGCUCCACACAUUUACAGCAUAGCGGAUACAGCGUACCAGAACGCUGUACACCACAAAGCUGUACAGCAAAUUGUUUUAUCAGGUGAAACGGGAUCCGGAAAAACUUCAAAUUACCUCCACCUUAUUGAUCACUUAUUUUUUCUUGGAGAAAAUGCAAGUGUAAGUUCCUCCAGAAUAAAAAAUACUAUUUUAUUACUACACUCUCUCAUCCAUGCAUCUACUCCAUCUAAUAUUUAUGCCACAAGGGCAGUGUUUAGAACAGAAAUCAACUAUGGGAAGUCUGGAAAAUUAAGUGGAGCUAGUUUUAAAAUUCAUUGUAUUGACAAAUCUAGGGUGUCAUCUACAGAUAAGUUACAAAGCAACUUCCACAUAUUCUACUAUUUCUACGAUGGAAUCACUUCAACACCUAUGUAUGAAAAAUAUAAACUGAAUACAAGUAGACAAUAUGAUUAUCUGAGAAUAUCAAAAAAAGAUAAGACGAACACUCCUAGAGAUGAUAUUCCUGCCAAUAUUGUUAAAUAUAAAAAAAUAUGCAGCUAUCUCCAAGACUUAGAAUUUACUACCGAAGAAAUAGUAACAAUCCAUUCUGUUAUAGCAGCAAUUUUACAUCUGGGAGAAGCUCAAUUUGUAGAAAAUGAAGAUAUGUUGGCAGUAUUACAAAAUAAAGAGGAAGUAGAGAACUUUGCGGAAUUGUUGGAUAUAGAUGCAAAAAAAAUUUGUUGGGCUUUAGCAAACUAUUGUGUUAUUAAAGAUGGUAGUGCGUAUAAAGUGAGACAAACUUGUCAAGAAGCUACAGAAGUCAGGAAUGUAUUAGCUAAUUCUCUAUAUACAAGACUUGUAGAUUAUAUUGUUGGAACGAUUAAUAAUCGAUUGGCGUUUGGGAAGGCUAUUUUUGGAAACGCUUACGUAAUAAAAAUUCUGGACUUUUUUGGGUUUGAAUGUUUCAAAGAGAAUAACUUCUCUCAAUUAAUCGUCAAUACAUUUAACGAACAACUCCAUUACCACUUCUUGCAAAGAGUAUUUUCUUGGGAGUUACAGGACCUUCAAGACGAAGAUAUUGAAUUCGUUUCACUAUCUUAUUAUAAAAAUAAGGAUACUUUGAAUGAAAUUCUGGGGGCCUCCGAAGGGUUAUUAUCAAUUAUAGAUGACGCUUCUAAAAAAGGACACAGCGGUAUAUAUAUUACAGAAAAUUUGUAUUAUGAAGAAAAGAAAAAAAUCAUAAUAUAUGAUGAGAACACGUUUGGAAUAGUUCAUUAUACUGGAAAAGUUUCAUACGAUUGUAGAAAAAUGCCAGAGAAAAAUAGAGAUUUCUUAGCACCAGAAAUAAUUGAAACAAUGAGAAGCUCUAAAAAUCCAAUUAUAGUAACUCUUUUCACUGCAAAAUUGGAUCGUACUGGGAAUCUCAUAUUACCAUCGGAAGAAAUAAAGAAAAAUAAAUAUAUUCUUGGUUCAAAGAUAUCUAUGAACAGAGAAUAUUCACAAAUACGAAAAAUGCGAACCCAAUCAACAAUAUUUAGAUCUUUAUGUCUUGAAUUACUCAAAGAGUUGUCUAUUGGAUCCGGUUCUGGUGGAACGCAUUUUGUACGUUGUAUUAGAACCGACCUGAAAGGACGACCAAACAAUUUCAAGAGAGAAUUAGUCAAACAUCAAUUAAGAGCUAUGGGAAUUGCUGACACGGCUAAAAUUAGACAAUCCGGGUAUUCGCAAAGAAUCUCUUUUUCAGAAUUCCUUAGAAGGUACAAAUUCCUAGCUUUCGAUUUUGACGAAAGUGUUGACAUCACAAAAGAUAACUGUCGAUUACUGAUGAUCAGAUUGAAAAUGGAGGAUUGGGCAUUGGGAAAAACCAAAGUUUUUUUGAAAUACUACCACGAGGAAUAUUUAUCGAGAUUGUAUGAAACGCACGUGAAGAAGAUAAUAAAAAUACAAAGCAUUCUCCGAGGAUUUCUGGUAAAAUGUAGACUUGCUAAACAAAUUAAAGAAGACAAAAAAGAAGUGGUUGAACAACUACAGCCUAGAAGAAGAGAUAGUAUGACAGAAGACGAAGCUGCCGAAGUCAUUCAAAAGGCUUACAGAAACGCUGCAAGACGUAGAGAAGUUCUAGAAGCUUACAAACAACUAGGUGAAGAAGAUAAAUAUUUUAUUAGACCUUACGCUAGAAAGUGGAAGAACAAGACUUUGUUUUCAGUUUUAAUGAGAUAUAGAGCAAAAAGAGUUCAAGAUUUCUACAAUUUGGCUCAACAAGUCCACCUUUAUAAUAUGAAUGCGUAUCACAAAUUGCUACAGACAAAAGAGGGCAUCGACUUAGACUUCAUAGAUAUUAGAGCUCAAGUAGGUUCAUAUCUGGAUGACAUCAACAAUUCUGUUCUUAAACUAUAUUUUCGAUUGGAAGAUAUACCCUUCUACAAUACUUCUCAUAUGUCUGAUUACCUCACUAAUAUUGGAGAUAUUAAAAACAAUGAAGAACCAUGGGAUAGUCCAUACCGCUGGCGUGAAUCUAUAUCCCAAACAAAAGAUGAAUCAACCGAUGAUGACAUGGAUACAAAUGACACUUUAGCAAAAAUAAACUACAGAAGAGAACCAGAUGAAGAUCUGGUAGCUCUCGCAAGCCCUGUAGAAUCCGAUGGUGGGAAAUUCACCAAGGAUAUAAUUAAUGAGGACAUUAGAACCCAAAAUAGACAAACUAUCAAUUCAAAUAAAAAUGUAGAUGAGAAGAAUAUUAAAAGUGGAGGAAACACGCAAUAUAAAGUGAAUUUGAAAAAAAUUGAGAAUUCUUAUAAACCUCAUAGUGCACCAGAUUUUCUGAAAAACUCUACUCCUGCUAAUAAAGAUUUUGAUUACAUCAAAGCUACUCCCAUUAACAUUAAACCUAAAUAUUCUAUUGAUCCUUUGGAUGAGCUCAGAAAUAUCGGGAGAAGAGAUAGUAACGCUUCUGAUGAUGAUCCUCCUUAUAAUUUUAAAGGAAUGUUGCGAAAAACCAAUUUCAGAAGAGAAUCUUUGAAUAAUGCUUUCCAAACAGUGAGAAAACUAUCUUUAACCAAAGAAAAUUUGAAGAAUAGUAAAAAUAGUUUAUCCAACGGUCAUUACGAAGAUGAAGCUAUAAAUGGAAAACAUAUUUCAGUGGAAAUUUUACCAGGACUUGUUAUGGAAGGUGUUGAAAUUGAAUUGUGAUAACUCACUACAUUAUUUCUACCGCUGUUAAUAAUAAAAAAAUGUUAUUCAAAUACAUUCUAUAUUAUAUGAUAAAUAAUCUUCACAAAUCUACAGUGUCAUCUUUCUCCACAGUUUUCACCAAAAUUGAGUCGUAUCGAGGAGGAAACAACUUUUGUAUUCAUCUUUCGUAGAAAUCUACCGCCUGUGUAUUGAACCAGCGUGUAAACUACAUCUUCAAAUCUUCGUCAUUGCCAGAACGCUCAUCAGGGUACAGGAAUUUUUUGAUGAAUAAGAAAAUGUCAAAUUCGAAUAAAAUCAAGAUUAUAGGGUGAAUUAACAAAUAACCCUCAACCAAAUUCCGUUGAAACAGCUGUUGUGUGUCAACGCGUAGAUGUUGUACAAUAUACAAUAUACAGUACAAA
Messenger RNA from Diorhabda sublineata, 4924 nucleotides. RefSeq names its product neither inactivation nor afterpotential protein C (gene ninaC). Gene Ontology annotation, biological process: protein phosphorylation. The record is from RefSeq and is a predicted model, not a curated record. The transcript has 18 exons. The coding region runs from base 171 to 4520 and encodes 1449 amino acids. Gene Ontology annotation, molecular function: protein kinase activity; ATP binding; cytoskeletal motor activity. Gene Ontology annotation, cellular component: myosin complex. Lineage: Eukaryota; Metazoa; Arthropoda; Insecta; Coleoptera; Chrysomelidae.